Molecule: messenger RNA, 2048 nt
Organism: Priapulus caudatus
Lineage: Eukaryota; Metazoa; Priapulida; Priapulimorpha; Priapulimorphida; Priapulidae
Exons: 4
Coding region: 490-1992 (500 amino acids)
Source: RefSeq, a predicted model, not a curated record
GCCUAUUAAAUUCAUAUAUGCUUUUGCAAACUUCAUGAAUGAUAUUGUUAUGGCUGAUGUUGUCGUCUAUGAGAUUUUUAUCUGUUUGUUGUUAAUUGUACACAAUCAUAUAUUUAUGAAACAUACCGUUGUACUGACUACUGGUAUCCUUAUGAUACUGGUCUACUUCUUCAUUGUUAGAUGUGCGUGCUGGGUGCAGACUUCCAGGAGGGAAGACCUCCGCCAGAAAGAUGCAUUGUAUCUGAAUUCGAAUUGCGUGUUCUGCUCAGUACAUUUUGAGGCAAGAUAAGAUCAGAAGUUUAUUGUAUCCCCAGACAACUAUUUUGAUAUUUCCGAUUAUGAUACUAUUUUGAUACGUUCUCGUUAUCAUGUCAUGGUUAUCGACCCUUGCCUUGGGCCACAAUAUUCCAGAUAUUGUUUUCAUCUCUAAAACAACCACAUCAAAUCUAAAUCAGUGAUGUUUUGAAUAUUUCCCAGGAUUCACAGUUUAUGAAUGUGUCGAGCCGCAACAAACUGGUGUGGAAUGCGAUUCCUACAAUUUUUGACGUGCCAAACCCUCCACAAAGAAUCACCGCUAAGAGGAAACGUCCAGCGGCAAGAUGCAGUUCACCGAGCAAGAAGCCCAAGAUUGACAAAGAUGUUGUUCCUACACCUUCCAUCGAAUCUCUGCCCAAUGUAUCCGAGUCGCCAAGUUACCAGGAGAAGAUGAAGAACCUGAAGCGGCGAAAUAAAGCACUCCUGACGCAGAUACAUCGCUUGAAGCUGAAAGUGCAGAGCAUCAGGACAUUGAACCAGAAGGCUGCACCUCUAACAAAAAAUAGGCUGCAACAGCUUGAAAGCCUUCUGAAAGAAUACCUUAGUGAUAUACAACUCCACUUUGUUAUGUCCCAGAUCCGUGCAUCAAACCGGACUGUGAGGGGACGACGUUGGACCACCCAUGAUAAAGCAUUUGCACUGUCACUGUUGCACUCAAGCCCAAAAACGUAUCGAAUACUUAGAAAAGCGUUUGCAUUGCCUUCUGUCCAAACUCUAAUGAAAGUGAUGAACAACCUUGAACUUUAUCCAGGAUUCAACACUAACAUACUAGAAGCACUUCGUCUCAAAGUGCAGAAUCUUCCACCUGUGGCAAAGCUUGUGUGUAUAGCAAUGGAUGAAAUGUGUAUCAAGACAGCUCUGUCAUAUGAUCGCAAGAGAGAUAUCGUUGAAGGUUUGGUCGAACAAAAGCUUGCUAACCAUGCAAUCGCGUUCAUCGUUCGAGGCAUCAUCUACAGAUGGAAGCAGCCAUUUGGCUUUUUCUUCUCAGCUGGUACGAUGUCUGGUGAAGAGAUGAGAUGUCGACUGUUUGAGGCUUUAGAGCUUCUGGGCAACAUCGGUCUUACCGUAACAGCUGUGAUCAGUGACCAAGGCAGUAACAACAUCAACCUCUUUCAGACGAAACUGCAUGUAACUGUCGACAAACCAUUCUUUUUGCAUGAAGGACGCAAGAUCUUCGUCAUCUAUGAUCCUCCACACUUGAUCAAAAACAUCAGGAACAAUCUAAAAAAGCACGGAUUCACGGUUGAUGAAUACAGUAUCGAGUGGCAACACAUACGUGACUUUUACUAUAAAGAUGCUAGUAAGCCGACCAGAUUAGCUCCGAAGCUGACUGAGAAACAUUUAAACCUGCCACCAUUCAGUUCCCUUAGAGUGAAGCUUGCGUGCCAGGUUGUGAGCCAUUCUGUGGCAACUGGUAUGAAGGUUAUGUCACAGUGGGGCAUCAUCAACAAAGAGGCGAUACAUACAGCUGAAUUUUUAGAGUGCUUCGAUCAGCUAUUCAAUGCAUUCAACAGCAGCACAACAAUCAGUUCAUCUGUUAUGAAACAUGCCUUUACUGCAACAUCUGGGCACAAAGAGUUCCUCCUCAAGAAGUUGAAAUGGCUGCAGGGUAUAAAAAGCAAAGGUAAACAUGGCUCUUUGCAUGUGUUACUAUUAAAUAACCACGUUGAAGCUUAAAAUGUUCUGUAAUAAAUCAAUUUGUAUAUUUCAGGCUCUUAGAAUGCCGCUUGAUU